Molecule: messenger RNA, 6562 nt
Organism: Orcinus orca (killer whale)
Lineage: Eukaryota; Metazoa; Chordata; Mammalia; Artiodactyla; Delphinidae
Gene: CEP295NL
Product: CEP295 N-terminal like
Biological process (GO): regulation of centriole replication
Cellular component (GO): cytosol; centrosome; centriole
Source: RefSeq, a predicted model, not a curated record
UGGCGAUACGCAGGCCUCUCACUGUUGUGGCCUCUCCCGUUGCGGAGCACAGGCUCCAGACGCGCAGGCUCAGUGGCCAUGGCUCACGGGCCCAGCCGCUCCGCGGCAUGUGGGAUUUUCCCGGACCGGGGCACGAACCCGCGUCCCCUGCAUCGACAGGUGGACUCUCAACCACUGCGCCACCAGGGAAGCUCUAGGAGCCCUUUUAUAGCCAUUUUUAAAUGUUUCAAAAGAAAAUGUGCUAAACCGUGUCCCUGGGGCGUUGAAUCUGUGGGCCCCGGAGAAAAACGGGAGCAUUUUCCUGUUGCUGCGGAAAUCAGGGGCGGCCUUGUCAGGGAGGAAGAACCAGAACAGGGCUGGGGACAGGUGGAUGGGUAGGAUGAGGGGGGCUCUCUUUGAGGAAGAAGGACGGGCACGAGCACAGUGAAGGUGUUGGACCUGGGUCAGGGGCAUUUGGGAUGCCCGGCUGGGGAAGGGGGGCCGGAUCCUGAGCUGCUGGAAUGUUCCCAAGCCUGUCGGCCAGGGACUGCCCGACCGACUUUGGUGAGAUGGUUAACUGAGCGCAUUUCUGGGCCCCUCCCCACUGAGGCAGAGGUGGGAUCGGUCUGGGGCGGGCCGCCAAAUCUGCAUCUUAACUAGCAGUUCAGGCAACCCGUGAGGCAGGUGGCCUCUGGCUAUGCUUGGCGACUUGCUGGUGCCGACUGCACAGGGCCCGUUGCAGAUGCUCAAGUGACACAGGUGGCCGAGUUAGAACAGUGGCUGUAGCCAUAGUGCUGGGGAGGAGGAGUCAGGUGGGGUGGAACGGGGGUGGAACAGGGAGCCUAGUUAGGAGGCUCAGGUGAGACCCUUCGACCGGAGUCCGGUCCACCUGGCAUUGGAGCCCCUGGUUUGGGCGCCACCCAGCCUCCUUCGUGGUCACCUUUCUUCUUCCUCGGCCUGGGGUACCCUGGAGCCUCCACUGAGGGAUCAGAAGGCAGGAGGGCUGCUGCGGGUCUGGCCCUUCCUGGUGGCCUGGGAGGGGGUCUGCCUCGGCUGAAAAGUCAUCUGAGCCACUACCCAGGUGACCGCCGCGGGCUGGCUCCACGCACCGGGGACGCAGAGGGUGAGAGGAGAAUGGGCCCAGUGUCCUUCCCAUCUGCCGCUCUGAGUGGAGCUUCUGUAAGGAGAGGGCUGCGGCUUCCCGAGGGGUUGAAGGCAGCCAGCACAGGCCAGCCCGUCCUGCUUCGGGGGAGCAAGGUCAGAAGGCCCAAGAGAGAACCCCGACACUCAGAACACUGGUCUCAAGUCAGUGCGCAAGGAAGGGCUUGGAGGUGAGGGCAUGGGGCAGCUGGGGACAUGGGCAGAGGGCAAGGGUGCCUCUGCCAGUUGGUACAGGGAUUUCAGUUCCUGAACGAGGGAGCUGACUCUAAUUUCCGGGCUUUAUCCCUAAGAUCACCACCCAAAUGUUUCAGGUCUUCAUCCAUUUGCGUGUCUCCAGGAAAACCACCUGGGCAGCAGUGGGGCGCCCACCCCAACGGGCCUGGCUCAGGGUGUAACGGGUGACCGAGUGGGUGGGGGCCCUCCAGAGUGGGAGAGGCUCGUGCAGGUUUUGCUCAUUGUCACCAGUUAACAUGGGGCGUGAGCCAGUGGCUCCAGGCCCAAAAAUAGACCUUGGAUCCCGGGGUGCAAGUUUCCCCAUUCUCUACAGGUGAAGAGACAUUCACAGCGCUCUCCCUCUCCUCACCUGUUUGGACACCCCUGUGGCCAUUCCCAGGGGUGGGAAAAGCUCAAUCUCUGACAUUUGGGACCCAGAUUCCAACCCAGCUCCUCCCUGUGAGCUGGGACGGUUACUCAGUUUCUGCACUUCUGUUUCUUGGUGGAGUACAAUUGCUGGGUCAUACGGUAGGUCUACGUUUACCAUCUUAUAGAACUGCCAAACUGUUUUCCAGAGCGGCUGCGCCAUUUUGCAUCCCCACCAGCAGCAUGUGAGGGUUCCGAUGUCCCCACGUCCUCACCAAGUCUUGUCAUUGCCUGUCUUUUUCAUUGUAGCCAUCCUAGUGGGUGUGAAGUGGUAUCUUCAUUUUGCGUUUCCCUGAUGAGUGUUGGUGUUGAACAUCUUUUUAUGGGCUUUAUUAGCCAUACGUAAAUCUUCUUUGGUGAUGUGUUUAUUUCAACCUUUUGCCUAUUUUUAUAAAUUUAGUUAUUUAUUUAUUUAUUUUUGGCUGCAUUGGGUCUUCGUUGCUGUGCGCAGGCUUUUUCUAGAUUGUGUUGAGCGGUGGCUACUCUUCCUUGUGGUGUGCGGGCUUCUUAUUGCGGUGGCUUCUCUUGCUGUGGAGCACGGGCUCUAGGCACGCGGGCUUCAGUAAAUGCGGCAUGAGGGCUCAGUAGUUGUGGCACACGGGCUUUGUUGUUCCGCGGCUUGUGAGAUCUUCCUGGACCAGGGCCCGAACCGGUGUCCCCCGCAUUGGCAGGUGGAUUCUUAACCACUGCACCACCAGGGAAGUCCCUGCCCAUUUUUAAAUUGGAUUGUUUGUCUUCUUAUUAUUGUAAGAGCUGUUUAUACAAACUGAUUCAAGUCUUUUGUUGGAUAUGUGAUUUGCAGGUAUUUCCUUCCAGUCCUUGUCUUGUGUUUUCACUUAUUAACGAUGUCUUCUGAAGUGCAGAGGUUUUUAAUACUGAUGAUGCCACACUUAUCAAUUUCUUGUAUUGUUUGUGCUUUUGGUGUUAUAUCUAAGAAUCUUUGCCUAACCUGAAGUCAUGAAGAUACAGUUGUUUCCUUCCAAGCAUCUAUAGCUUUAGACCUUACCUUAAGGUCUGUGAUCACUUUAAUUUCUGUAUAUGGUAUAUAAUUUUGUAUAUGAUGAGAUAAGGGUGUAAAUUAAUCUUUUUUGCAUGUGGAUAUCCAACUGUCCCAGGAACAUUUGUUGAAAACGAACAAAAAAAUGACUCUUUCCCCCAUUGAAUGGCUGUGGCGCUUUUGUUGAAAAUCUCAACCCUUGUGUUUAAUUUCCCAGCUUUCUCUUUCUCUCUCCUCUUGCUUAUCGUGGUGGUUGGCAGACUGGUAGAAUAUGAUGUUAACCGCAUUUCCACAUGUAUAACUGCAUCAUCAUAGUUUCCAAGAGCCAGCGGCUAUGUGACCAUUGGUCAAAGACAAGAUGGUCUACCCGAGUAGCAGCUGCCGUCUGCCAGCUGUGUGAUUUGGGUCAAGUUUCUUAAUUGCUCCCUGCCUCAGUUUCCCCACCCGUGAACCAGGGGUGCUAAUAACUCCUUACCUCAACGGUUACUGUAAAAAAGAUAAGCGGAGGGCAGCCCACACAGUUGACAUUAGUUGUUCCGCUGAUGCAGCUGUGUUUCUGAUGACCAGCAUUACUUUGGGCUAAAAUUGCUCAGCCUGGCUCCGCACAUCCUAAAAUAAAGAAGGGAAGGGAUACCCACACAGUUGAGGGGCGCUCCGUGCAGACCGCAGUGCCUAGGAAGCAGCUCCCAUAGCCCACACAUCUGGCCGUUUUUGACAUCAGCUGCAAGUGAUACUCUUUUUUGGUGUGAAUGCACCUUCUUUAGGAAGGCCUGGCGGAGCACGUGUCCCUGAGUGAUGCCAAAGAGAUGUGAGAAAAGAAAUACCACUAGCUUAAUCUCCUCUCUGGUUUGCACUGAAUUCUAGUACAAACAUGCACGUCAGCACACUCACCCACACUCACCUCCCCCUACACACACACACACACACACACACACACACACACCCCUUUCCUGGCAGGCUCCUCCUCCUUUACCGCCUCCUCCUUUCAUUUGUAAGUAGCUCCCUCCAGAGGGCCAGACAUUUGCAUCACCCCCACCUGAACCCUAACUUGUCUCCGAAGGUGGGGUCUUAACCCUAGCACUGGACAUCUGGAGCCUGGUCCCUGUUUGUCGUGGGGCCGUCCUGGAGGGAGGGGGGUGUAGCACCCCCCCCUUCCAGUUGUGACAACCAAAACUGUCUCCAGACAUGGCCACAUGUCCCCCUGGGAAGCAAAACCACACCCCACUGAGAACAGCUGCCCUCCUGGGUCUCAUUAAAGGCGUAUGAGACAGAUCGGGAGCCGGAGAACAGACCCUCGUGGGCAGAUGUCAGGAUAGUGAUCUGAAGGGUCACAUCCCCCGGGCUGUCCUGCACUCAGAGCCCCAUGUGCCUUGUCUCCAGGGCCUCACUGUGCUCGGAACGCUCCGGGCAGCGCUGUGCAUCUUCCUGCCCUGUGGGCUUGCCGUGAAACGGCCAUAGCACCUGUGGCUCCUCGGCCCUGGUGCCCUGGAACCUCCACUCUUGGUUCACACCACCUUCUCUCCGAAGCCAUGUCUGCAAAGGCCCCCGACAUGAAAGGAAACGCGGAGAGAGCCCCUUGGCGGAGCCCCAGUCCCGACAACGAAGCCUUGCUUUUGAGGCAGAAGCACCAAUUGCUACACGUCCGAGAGAAAGGAGACCUGCCCCCACAGAGGAGACAGGACCUCUAGCAGUGGAAGAGCUCCCAGCGCUUGGCCGAGGAGCUGCAGGCAGAGCAGCAGGAGGCCCCGGGCCAGCAGGUCCGAGGCCUGGAGAGGCUGUACUUAGCACAUCUGUUGGAGGGGAGGCGGUCGGGCAGACUGGCCGAGGACCAUGAACCUGACUCAGAGGGCUCGACCCAGCCAGGAGCAGCCAGGUCGCCCAGGGCCGAGAGAAAGCACACAGUGGCCGUGCGGCAAGAGAAGGGACACAGGGAAGAGCUGGUCUGACGGCAGCCCUGGUGCACCACGUCCCGGAGAAGAGCGGUGGACCAGGAGAGGCAGGGAGCCUCCAGAGCCACGGGCCUGAGUCCUCGUCCCCUGAGCCCACCAGAGAGGAGUAAAGGAAAACACGUGCCUUCAACGAAGACCGGCGGGGGCCACCGUCCCAUUGACCCUGGGCUGAGCAGAGGGACAGACUUGGUCCCUGCUGCUGUAGGGGAGAUCAAAUGCCUGGAGGAACGGGAGACGGAAACAGCCCAGGACGGCAGGAGGCAGCUGGGGAAGCGAACGGCUUGUCUUCAAGGCCCGAAAAACCACUGUUUGGAUCAGAGCCCCGAGGGCGAAGCCGACGACCUGGAACAGCUGUGGCCAGUCGGCUCGACCUGCAGAAGGGGGGCCUCACCGCUGGCACAGCUCUGUGACGAGAGCAGGUGGUAGGGAGAGCUGGAGUUUGCCUCUGAAGGGUUGUUUGAUACCAACCGGAAGCUGAGAAAACACCUGAACUUGCACCUGGAUCUCAAGUCCGGGAUGGAUCAGAGCCCCAGUGAAGAACAGGGCUUUGAGGAGACGCAGGCGUGGAGAAGGGAGAGCCAGAGAAAGAGGAACGCAAGAGAUGCAGAGAUGGACAUGGUGCCCGCCGGGGAGCCCGUGAGUCCAGCGGGGUUGGACGCCCACCUGACGCCGUCCAGAACCAGCUUGAAAAAGUUACUAAGCAAACCCAGGAACCAAAAAUCCCAUAGGAUGGCCAAGUGCGUGGUUGAGAAUGACAGUAAACCGUGGUCUCCCGAGGCAGGGACAUCUGUCGAUGAAGAGAACCUGCUCUCGUGCAGCCCCGAAUCCAGACAGGAGCCUCCCCGACCGGACGCGCUGGUGCAGGGCUCCCUUCAGCUUCACCUGCAAGAACAGGCAGACAGAGGUGGCUUGACGGCAUCAAGGCAGAAGCAGAAAAUGCAGGUGGAGCAGAGAAUACCAAAGCAGCUGGACUCGCUCAAGCAAAUCAGACACCCCAAGAUGAGCUUGGAGGCCGACCUCCAGACGGAGCUGGAAGAUGGGAGGAGGGAACAGAGGCAAGCUUCUCUGGCUCAUCGGAAGCCUGACUCCCCCUCCAGACAGGAGAAGAAAGGAGGGUAUGACCGCAGCCCCACUUCCCCCUCGGCCAGCAUCGUCGACAAUGACAGGCACAGUCAGAUGAUCCGUGACCUUCAACAGCAAAUUCUAGAGCAAAACAAGUUGCACAUGCAGUUUCUUGAAGAAGCCAGGAAAUGCUUGUGAGAGUUUCAGGGAAUAUGUUAAAAGCGAGAGUCCUGCCCCUGGUAAAUACAUCACUGAUAACUGAGCGUUCUGCCAGAGCUGGCACCCAAGUCUGUGCGAUUGUAUUUGCACCAUCUGCUCAGAAACCUGUAGCCUCUUUAAAAUGGGCCAACAGUCAUCCUUCCAUCCUUUGGAGCGAAUUCCUCUGCAGGAAUCAUACUUAUUGCCAGUCUCGCCUUUAAAACUAAGUCCAAUUCAGGAAGACUCCUUAGCACGAACGUGUGGGGCGCGGUAGGAGGGUCUGGCCAUUGUAGCACAAAGGUGUGUCCCGGAGCUGAGGCUGUUUUCACGUGCCACAGCACAGAUGGAAACACCAGGUACAUUUAAGUGCUUCAGAUGUUUUGGCGAAAUGAACACUGGACUUUGAGGGGCAUGCAAGGUCAGACGGGCGCAGUUUCAAAAGAUACAUCAUUUGUUGCUUAGCCAGUGGCUGAGACGUUAAUGGAGAGAUUUAACAAAAAUCUUUUAGUCUUUCAAACCAACAUCAUUUAAUAGGACAUCAGUAACAUUCUUAUAACUUUAAUAUUAGAAAGCAGGA